CAGUGGACCUUCCCGGUAGAUUUAAAUGAACAGAAACUAGACAGCACGAGAACUAAUGGAAUACAGAGGACGAAAAGCAAUCACAAACAGGAACUGAUCUGUUCUCGACUUUUUGAGUAGGGACAAGGAUUAUUUUCAAUGGCUGUAUAACGAUUCUUGUUCGUGUACAACAUUUAAUUUUGUGAAAAUGAGACUUCGGUCUCGAAGAAUUGCUGACCCUUCACCAGCACAGUUUAACGGUCGGCGGUCCUCGAAGAGAGGCGCGCAGAGCGUAACUCCGGAAAAGGUAAGUCGAUAAGCUUGUUUUGCCAAAAUAUCUUGGAAUAAACUGAAAACGUUCAAUGCGUAUGACGUACUAUCGUUGGCUAAAACAAAUUUGCUUGCCCAAACUGACAUAAUCGCUUGCUAACUAGCUAGCUUAGCUAGCCGAUUAGACAGACGUAAACAAUGACGUAGUAGAACACACUAACUGUGCGUUUGCGUUUUGGUACAUCAGAAGUACAUUCAUUUCCAAUGGAACUCUGCGUUUGCCGUGCAGCAUUGCGUUGCAGUGCGUUCUGUGUGGUGCAUACGUUGGAUUUAUCGAACGUAUGCGUCAAACUGUAUGUGUAAACGGGUUGACAGAAAUGGUAGCAGAAGGUGAAUGUUGAACUUUUGUUGCACACAGAUCUAGAUGAUGAUGAUGCUGCACACUAUGUUGCGCAAUGACACAGUCGGUGUGUUCAGAGCGCUACUCGCUUUUCACGCCACUUCGACAGCGACGACUGGAAGUGAUUUUCAUGGCAGGUUAGGAGGACAUUUUCGCUAACCCUAACCUUUUUCCUAACCUGAUACGUUAAUUCUCCUAACCUGAUACGUUAAUUCUCCUAACCUGAUACGUUAAUUCUCCUAACUUGAUACGUUAAUUCUCCUAACUUGAUACGUUAAUUCUCCUAACUUGAUACGUUAAUUCUCCUAACUUGAUACGUUAAUUCUCCUAACUUGAUACGUUAAUUCUCCUAACUUGAUACGUUAAUUCUCCUAACUUGCUGCAUAAAUUAUCCAAACCUACUACGAAAAAGUUACUUCCGGCCGUAGAUGUAACGAAGUGGCUUGAAAAUAGUUUCUCCUCACUCGCUGGCAAAAUUUGCUAGCUACAACGGACAAUGUUGAAAUGGGUACUUGUUCACAGUUCUACCGACCAGUUGGACACCUGGAAUGUAUUUAUGUUCUUACCCAAAACAAUUGAUGCAAUAUUUUAUCAUCUCUUUUAUAAUAAUUGAACAUAACCUGUCCAUAAUAUGAAAUGGUGACCCAUGUUUUUAUUGUUUAAUUUGACAAAGCAUCACUCUGGCUUUAUCAUCAACUCAUAUUGAUACCAGCAGAUGUAGUGUCUGGCAGAGAGGAUUACAGAUUACCCAUCACAAGUAGGUCGAGGGAGAGGGUCUUUCACUAGUAUCUAGGUCGCACAUGCGCUCUGUUUUUACUAUCACAGUAGCUAGAUGUUGUUAAAUGUCAGUGUUCACACAGAUUUUUGGGUAAAGCACUCGUUCACAUCUGCUACACUGAGACUGAUGAAAAGCCAAUUGAAUCCUCCAUAGGACAAAGACUCAUAAUAAUAUGGUCAUCAGUAGGUCAGUUGGUAGUGCAUGGCGCUUGCAACUCCAUGAUAAUGGGUUAUUUUCCCGGGACCACCUGUACAUACUAUGUAUGUAUGCAUGACUGUAAGUCGCUUUGGAUAAAGCCUUUUUGAUCAAGGUUUGGGUCAGCCUGUAUGUGAGACAACUUGCAAGUUUUUAUACUAGUGCCUUAUACUUAACUGACAUAUAGUUGGUGGGGGGUAAUUCUGAUCCUUUUGAUGAGAGCUUUUAGCUACUUUUUCAGACUGUCACAAUGAUAUUUUCUAUGUGUAGGAUGAAGAUGUACAACAGCCAGACGACCAGUCACUCUACCCUGAUGAUGAUAUCCCCACCGCUACAAAGCGCCCUCUUGUUCAAGGGCGUGGGAGGAAAAGGGUGGCAGCCCCUGCCUAUGAAGACAGAGAAGGUACCCAUUUAUUUUGGUGAAUGCAAUUGCUCUAUUGUCGUUUAUUUCAAGAUGGCAACUAAAUACUGACAAUCAUUCUGUAUUAAUUUCUAGAUCUGGGCUUCAAGACCCCCGUUAAUGUGCACCAUCACCGGGUGCUGUCGGAGCUAAACCCCUCCUCUCCCCUCAAUUCCACUGUGCGAAAUAUCUACUCCCCCAUGGUCCGGUUCCUCACACCUACCAAGGAAAGUAAGUACAUCAAAGGUGGAUUGGAUGGGCUAUGUUCGAAAUUGCAUACUUGCACACUAUUUAGUAAGCAAUCCCGAGUGUGUGUGUUUUGGCUUUUGUAUGUAGUGUACAGGUAGGGUAGUCUGCCUGGAAGACCAGGGGCUAAUUCAUGGGUGUGCAGUGUUUGUGUUCAGAUAACUGUAUUGUGUAGAACCAAACAGACAUUCUUCUGUCUUGGAGAAUGAGUCUUAUUCAUUUGAAUCAAGGCUGUUUAAAAAAAAAAAAAAAUCUAUUCAGAUGCGAGAACCCCCAGCAGUGAUGUGAUGAGCCCAGAGCAGUGUGUGUUUGGCUAUGGUUCCAUCAGCCUUCUCGCUGGAGAUGAGGACGACAAUGACGUUUUCAGCCCGUGAGUUCGGCCGUCUUCUGUUGUUCUUGGUUCUGUGGAAUACGAUUAUAGGGCUGCAUGCCAUAACAUAUUAUGAAAUCAAAUGUGUCUACUUGACUAAUUAGAUCACCUCAGGAUCAUCUUGGGGCUAUGUCAAAAUGCAGGAUCAAAUAAGAUAAUCAACAGCUGGGCAUCUAAAGUAAGUUGGCCAACCUGGCCAACAGAAUUGUUGCUGGUUUGUGAUGCACCUCUGCUGAAAUAAUCCACUGCCCAUACUUUCUUUCCUAAUGCCUGUAGUUCUCAAGGACUCAACUCACUUUUCCUGAAAGUAAUAAAUCCAUUGCAUUGUUGUAUUUAGCUUUACCUUCAUCAAGAACAUUCCAUCCAAGUCCCAGCAAUCCAAACCGUGCGUACGAGACAUCCCACCUAAGACGAGGAGUACGCCCCAAGCCACCCUAGUUUUAGAUCUGGUGAGUGUUGGGUUUACCUUUUGAGUUUAGUGACUAAUCAAGGCAUUUACUUGUGUAAUUCCCCUGCAAAGUAUAAUAGAUAUUUUUAGGCAGGUCUGGUUUACAGUGAUAUUUACUUAGUAUAUUAAUGUAUGGGUAGGUUGUAUUUCCAUGAUGAUUACCAAGUUAUAUUAUUAUUCCUUCGAAAUGUAUGACAUGAAACACUAUGGGGUACCAAUUGUUUAGAAUUUUUUGGUGUUCUAGGAUGAAACCCUCAUGUACAGCUCUCUGAACGGGAUUGAGGAUGCAGAGUACACCUUCCGCACAUGCUUCCAGGACAAUCAGUACAAAGUUAGUGAAUUAACCUGUUUUAAUUUUUAUAGGAUGAAUGCCCGUUUUAUAAUGACGGUAACAUAAAAUAUUGUAAUAUCUUAAUUCUCUUCUCUUACCUCAAUAGGUCUACAUGAUUCUACGACCACAUGUGAAAGAAUUUCUGGAAGCCAUGACAAAACAUUUUGAGGUAUGUUUUCAAGUGUUUAUUAUGUGUGCAGUAGUAUGUUUUUAUUUUUGCUACAUGGUUAACUUUCCCCCAUUUUAUGUGUAAUAUGUUUAUUGUUAAGAAGACAGUUAAUUUAAAUGAUUCAAAUGUGUUUUUCGCAGAUGUUUGUUUAUACAUCUGCAAAGAAAGAAUAUGCAGAGAAAAUACUGGACAUCUUGGACCCAAAGAGAAGGCUGUUUCGGUAUGAGAUAUACAGUGGGGAGAACAAGUAUUUCAUACACUGCCGAUUUUGCAGGUUUUCCUACUUACAAAGCAUGUAGAGGUCUGUAAUUUUUAUCAUAGGUACACUUCAACUGUGAGAGACGGAAUCUAAAACAAAAAUCCAGAAAAUCACAUUGUAUGAUUUUUAAGUAAUUAAUUUGCAUUUUAUUGCAUGACAUGAGUACAGUGAGGGGGAAAAAGUAUUUGAGCCCCUGCUGAUUUUGUACGUUUGCCCACUGACAAGGAAAUGAUCUGUCUAUAAUUUUAAUGGUAGGUUUAUUUGAACAGUGAGAGACAGAAUAACAACAACAAAAUCCAGAAAAACGCAUGUCAAAAAUGUUAUAAAUUGAUUUGCAUUUUAAUGAGGGAAAUAAGUAUUUGACCCCCUCUCAAUCAGAAAGAUUUAUGGCUCCCAGGUGUCUUUUAUACAGGUAACGAGCUGAGAUUAGGAGCACAUUCUUAAAGGGAGUGCUCCUAAUCUCAGCUUGUUACCUGUAUAAAAGACACCUGUCCACAGACGCAAUCAAUCAGAUUCCAAACUCUCCACCAUGGCCAAGACUAAAGAGCUCUCCAAGGAUGUCAGGGACAAGAUUGUAGACCUACACAAGGCUGGAAUGGGCUACAAGACCAUCGCCAAGCAGCUUGGUGAGAAGGUGACAACAGUUGGUGUGAUUAUUCGCAAAUGGAAGAAACACAAAAUAACUGUCAAUCUCCCUCGGCCUGGGGCUCCAUGCAAGUUCUCACCUCGUGGAGUUGCAAUGAUCAUGAGAACGGUAAGGAAUCAGCCCAAAACUACACGGGAGGAUCUUGUCAAUGAUCUCAAGGCAGCUGGGACCAUAGUCACCAAGAAAACAAUUGGUAACACACUACGCCGUGAAGGACUGAAAUCCUGCAGCGCCCGCAAGGUCCCCCUGCUCAAGAAAGCACAUAUACAUGCCCGUCUGAAGUUUGCCAAUGAACAUCCGAAUGAUUUAGAGGAGAACUGGUUGAAAGUGUCGUGGUCAGAUGAGACCAAAAUGGAGCUCUUUGGCAUUAACUCAACUCGCCGUGUUUGGAGGAGGAGGAAUGCUGCCUAUGACCCCAAGAACACCAUCCCUACCGUCAAACAUGGAGGUGGAAACAUUAUGCUUUGGGGGUGUUUUUCUGCUAAGGGGACAGGACAACUUCACCGCAUCAAAGGGACGAUGGACGGGGCCAAGUACCGUCAAAUCUUGGGUGAGAACCUCCUUCCCUCAGCCAGGGCAUUGAAAAUGGGUUGUGAAUGGGUAUUCCAGAAUGACAAUGACCCAAAACACACGGCCAAGGCAACAAAGGAGUGGCUCAAGAAGAAGCACAUUAAGGUCCUGAUGUGGCCUAGCCAGUCUCCAGACCUUAAUCCCAUAGAAAAUCUUUGGAGGGAGCUGAAGGUUCGAGUUGCCAAACGUCAGCCUCGAAACCUUAAUGACUUGGAGAAGAUCUGCAAAGAGGAGUGGGACAAAAUACCUCCUGAGAUGUGUGCAAACCUGGUGGCCAACUACAAGAAACGUCUGACCUCUGUGAUUGCCAACAAGGGUUUUGCCACCAAGUACUAAGUCAUGUUUUGCAGAGGGGUCAAAUACUUAUUUCCCUCAUUAAAAUGCAAAUCAAUUGAUAACAUUUUCUUGUUGUUAUUCUGUCUCUCACUGUUCAAAUAAACCUACCAUUUAAAAUUAUAGACUGAUAAUUUCUUUGUCAGUGGGCAAACGUACAAAAUCAGCAGGGGAUCAAAUACUUUUUUCCCUCACUGUAUUUGAUACAUCAGAAAAGCAGAACUUAAUAUUUGGUACAGAAACCUUUGUUUGCAAUUACAGAGAUCAUAUGUUUCCUGUAGGUCUUGACCAGGUUUGCACACACUGCAGCAGGGAUUUUGGCCCACUCCUCCAUACAGACCUUCUCCAGAUCCUUCAGGUUUCGGGGCUGUCGCUGGGCAAUACGGACUUUCAGCUCCCUCCAAAGAUUUUCUAUUGGGUUCAGGUCUGGAGACUGGCUAGGCCACUCCAGGACCUUGAUGCUUCUUACGGAGCCACUCCUUAGUUGCCCUGGCUGUGUGUUUCAGGUCGUUGUCAUGCUGAAAGACCCAGCCACGACCCAUCUUCAAUGCUCUUACUGAGGGAAGGAGGUUGUUGGCCAAGAUCUUGCGAUACAUGGCCCCAUCCAUCUUCCCCUCAAUACGGUGCAGUCGUCCUGUCCCCUUUGCAGAAAAGCAUCCCCAAAGAAUGAUGUUUCCACCUCCAUGCUUCACGGUUGGGAUGGUGUUCUUGGGGUUGUACUCAUCCUUCUUCUUCCUCCAAACACGGCAAGUGGAGUUUAGACCAAAAAGCUCUAUUCUUGUCUCAUCAGACCACAUGACCUUCUCCCAUUCCUCCUCUGGAUCAUCUAGAUGGUCAUUGGCAAACUUCAGACGGGCCUGGACAUGCGCUGGCUUGAGCAGGGGGACCUUGCGUGCGCUGCAGGAUUUUAAUCCAUGACGGCGUAGUGUGUUACUAAUGGUUUUCUUUGAGACUGUUGUCCCAGCUCUCUUCAGGUCAUUGACCAGAUCCUGCCGUGUAGUUCUGGGCUGAUCCCUCACCUUCCUCAUGAUCAUUGAUGCCCCACGAGGUGAGAUCUCACAUGGAGCCCCAGACUGAGGGUGAUUGACCGUCAUCUUGAACUUCUUCCAUUUUCUAAUAAUUGCGCCAACAGUUGUUGCCUUCUCACCAAGCUGCUUGCAUAUUGUCCUGUAGCCCAUCCCAGCCUUGUGCAGGUCUACAAUUUUAUCCCUGAUGUCCUUACACAGCUCUCUGGUCUUGGCCAUUGUGGAGAGGUUGGAGUCUGUUUGAUUGAGUGUGUGGACAGGUGUCUUUUAUACAGGUAACGAGUUCAAACAGGUGCAGUUAAUACAGGUAAUGAGUGGAGAACAGGAGGGCUUCUUAAAGAAAAACUAACAGGUCUGUGAGUGCCGGAAUUCUUACUGGUUGGUAGGUGAUCAAAUACUUAUGUCAUGCAAUAAAAUGCAAAUUAAUUACUUAAAAAUCAUACAAUGUGAUUUUCUGGAUUUUUGUUUUAGAUUCUGUCUCUCACAGUUGAAGUGUACCUAUGAUAAAAAUUACAGACCUCUACAUGCUUUGUAAGUAGGAAAACCUGCAAAAUCGGCAGUGUAUCAAAUACUUGUUCUCCCCACUGUAUAUAUAUUUUUUUACUUUUGUUGCUGUCCUUUUGGCCAUGCUUGUUUUGCUGUAUUGUCUCAGUUUUAGAGAUAUUGCAGCUGCAGAGUUUUGUGUACCAGAGACAGGCUGACAAUCUCAUCUCCUUUGAAUAAAUUGAGGAAUAGAUUUCAGUUGAUAUUAGGUUGUACUUUAAAUGUCCAUAACUGAUAUCUCCUUUUGUAGACACCGUUUGUAUCAACAGGACUGUACCUGUGUUCUUGGGCACUAUGUCAAGGAUUUGGGCGUACUUGAGAGGGACCUUGCUAAGACGGUGGUUUUGGACAACGCUCCACACACAUACCCCUACCAUGUGUGUUUACUGUGAUGUUGUUUACUUAAUUAUACAAUGCUUAUUACAUUUUUUUUUUGGAAGCAGAGUGGGGUUUUAUUUAAUUACAAUUCCUACUUUAUUUCUGCAGCUGAUGAAUAUGCUUCCCAUCAAGAGCUGGUCUGGGGAUAAGGAGGACAAAGAACUUCAAAAGCUCAUCCCGUAUCUUGAGAGAGUGUCAGGAACAGUAAGUUGACAGUGUUUUGGUAUCCCACCUCAGGUGGCAUACAAGUAUUAUUUUCAUUAUAUAUGUAAUUAAUGUUUUUGUUCAAUUUCCAUAAUUCACUACCUACUUAGGUGUCUUCUAGGAUUAAAUCUCGUUUGACAAAACAAACAUCAUACAUGCUACAGAGAUCUCAUUUGGGAAGUGGGUAUAAAAUAGGAUCCUGGUGAAAAAUAUGUCCCCUUGGGUAUGGAAAAAGCAGAGAAACUAACCUUGACUCAAUCUCAAACACUUGGCUAGUAUUCUACAAAUACCACAAGUCAAAACUGUUAUCUUAUGUUUGGAAAUGUAAUUCAAAAAAGACUGGGCCCACUACUUGUAUUCCACAAGAAACAGCACCAGUGUCCUACUAAAGAAAUAGUGGAUGUUUUUACUAAUUUGAAGGCACCAUUUUUCUGUAGGAUGAUUGCCGGGAAGUACUGAAGAGGAGGACAGACCACUUUCACAGACUGCUCUCUGAGGAUUGAGAAAAGGCUUCUGAUCAUCCUUCCAUAAACUUUUUAAUUACAAACAUGAACUAGAUCUACUAUCCUAGUCCUUCUGUAUAAUCCCUGAAUGACCAAAAGGUUACUGAUAGUGUGUCAAUUUAACAUGCAGAGUUUCUAUAUCGUUCCCAAACAUUUGUCACUCUGCCCAGCAAUAAAUUGCUAAUAGUUGAAAAAUGAACUACUGAAUAUAAUGACGCAAUUUAAAAUAUGUUCUUCAUACUUAAUAAUCCUAAUUUAUUGACAGAAAAUAGCUUUUUAGAAGCCGUUAUGUACAUAUUCAUUGAUUAUUUUAGUGACAUGAGUGGAUUUUUCACCUCAACUAAAGCCAGAAAAAGUUUCUGUAAAUAAUAAAAUAAAACAACUUAAACCA
Coregonus sp. 'balchen' is the source of this 8438-nucleotide messenger RNA. The record is from the annotation of a GenBank genome assembly. Lineage: Eukaryota; Metazoa; Chordata; Actinopteri; Salmoniformes; Salmonidae.